AUGGUUGUUCCACCAACACCAAAUGGAGGUGCAGAGCAUCCUCCCCAGAACUCGAUGUGGCGGACAGGUCUUAUUUAUGGUAUGGUGGCUAUCCUCAUCUUCUUCUUUCUCGACAUGAAAGGCACGAGUCGCACCAGGAGUGAUAGCGAAUCGGAGUUGAGCGGAGGAGAUCAUGCAGCAGCAGCGGAGGUAAGCUCACAAUAUACUCCCUUUGCUAAAAGAGGCGACGUGUACUCCAUUCUUAUUACAUCUGGUAAAGAUGGUGUAUUUGACGAGGACACAUUUUCAGAUCUUGUUCUCGAUGAUAACACCGGCGAUGUGUCACGAAAAUACACCGUUGAUUUGCGUCGAUGCCAUGCUGAAAAUCGCAGCGUAAUUCUUAUCAUUAAAACGAGCAUCAGAGGAAAGGAAUACUUUCAGGAUUUCCCCUUGGUGCGUUACUUGCCGUUUCGACGCACAAGAGAAAAGCAGCAUUUGUUUACCAAAAAAGCAACCCCGGGGGAAGACGCAGGUAACACCACCGAUGUGGAACCGAUGACUGUCUGGAAAGCUUACUUUCAACCAUCAUUGAUCCUAAGUCCCAUUGUUGACUUUUCCAGCCCACUUCCCCCAGCAAUGAGACCCUACUACUUCAUGGACAACGCAACGCAACAAUACCUACCUUUAAUCUACAUUAACAACUUUUGGGUGCUGCGAGAUCACUUGGUGGAGGUCAACGCCACAACAGUGGCUUCCGCAUUUAAUUUCACCAUCACAAUAUCCCCGCGCCCUCUGUGGAAGUUCGCUCUCUAUGUUAACUUUGAAGCAUCCAUGAAACAGCAUCAAGAGAUGGGUUUAGCGAAGCCUGGGGAUUCAGAUGAGACCAAACGAAUAUUCUUGGAAACAAAUCCCUAUUUUUUGGCUCUGACUGCCAUUGUGACCGUGCUGCAUAUGUUGUUUGAAUAUUUGGCGUUUUCAAACGAUGUGAAGUUCUGGCGGCAUCGAAGCAAUUUUAAAGGUCUAUCGCUUCGUACAAUCGCGCUGAAUUGUUACUUUCAAACCAUUGUAUUUCUUUACCUUUUGGACGGUGAUGAGACGUCAUGGGCCAUUCUACUCCCUAGUGGUUUUGCUGUUCUCAUUGAGUUCUGGAAGCUCGCACAAACUGUGCGAGUUGUGCGUCAGGACAAUGGGUGGUGGUGGGUUGCGUUCAACGACGGUUACGAUAGGCGCACACGCAAACACGAUGAUCUCGCCGUGCGUUAUCUUAUGUAUGCCAUGACGCCUGUCCUGCUCUCGUAUACCGUCUAUUCGGCGCUCUAUAACACUCACAGAGGUUGGUAUUCGUUCAUUAUAAAUACGCAGGUACGUUUUAUUUACUUUUUUGGAUUUGCCAUGCUAACUCCACAAAUUUUUAUCAACUACAAAAUGAAGAGUGUUGCACAAUUGCCGUGGCGAACGUUUGUGUAUCGUGCCCUCAAUACAGUUAUUGAUGAUCUUUUUGCAUUUAUAGUGAAGAUGCCAUGGCUGCAUCGUCUUGCAUGCUUUCGCGACGAUGUUGUCUUUGCCAUCUUGUUGUAUCAGCGGUGGAUUUAUCCGGUUGAUGUCGCACGCGGUGAGGACCCUGACAGCGACCGUGACGGAGAGGAGAAUAAGACAGAAAGCACCACGGAGGCGGAGGCCAAUGGGAGUGAGGUGGACGCGGUUGCGAAAGUCAAUGAAAAACAGAUGCGGCCGUUGAAGGAUGCCGAGGAAACACAUCCACUCCCUCCAGAGGCAAAAAAAGAGCAGUAA
Messenger RNA from Trypanosoma rangeli, 1770 nucleotides. Its product is annotated as cleft lip and palate transmembrane 1 family protein. The transcript has a single exon. The record is from RefSeq and is a predicted model, not a curated record. Bases 1 to 1770 code for a protein of 589 amino acids. Gene Ontology annotation, cellular component: membrane; endomembrane system. NCBI's taxonomy places the organism in Eukaryota, Euglenozoa, Kinetoplastea, Trypanosomatida, Trypanosomatidae.